Molecule: messenger RNA, 904 nt
Organism: Diuraphis noxia (Russian wheat aphid)
Lineage: Eukaryota; Metazoa; Arthropoda; Insecta; Hemiptera; Aphididae
Gene: BORCS7
Product: BLOC-1 related complex subunit 7
Cellular component (GO): BORC complex
Source: RefSeq, a predicted model, not a curated record
UUAUAAAAAAAAUAGUUUGUCAUGCUUUAGAGUUUAGGCUACAUAGUUCAUAGAAUUGUAAUUUCCAGCUCCCAAACUCAUAAGAAUUUCUUGACUCUUGGUUUUGCUUAUAUCAUGGAAAAGAGAUAAUUAAUAACAAUAAUAAUAAUAAUAAUCUUACUUUAAUAUGUUUCAAUCACGAUUUAAAAUAGUACUAUCUUAAAUCGUGGUUUCAAUCAUUAUAAAAUUGAUAUCUUUGAUGAGCCUUGAUAUCAAGCCAUCAAGGCUCUCUAGUCUAGACUAUAAUUGUGGUAUUACACUAUUACAAACUUCUUUUUUUGUAAUACUUAUUAGCACAGUAAGUUGUAUAAGGUCCAUGAUUAGCACAGAUGUGAUAUUAAUUUAGCAACAUUCAUAUUAUUUAGCUAAUGAGUAAUGGUUCGACAUUUUAAGAAUUAGGACAAAAAUAACUAAGUGACUAUGGUGUGAUAUUGACUUACUGAAUCAAUACAAUAUAUUACUAAUAUUUAAUAAUUGAUAAUGACGUCAGCUUCCAGCACAAGUGCUAGAUCCCUUUUUGGUGAUUCCAAAAAUUUGUUGAGUGAACGAGUAAAGUUAAACAUUAAUAAUAUGUCAUCAGUUAUCAAGCAAAUUCACAGAAGUUCCAAGAGUCAUGAAAUGUUAAAUCAAACUGUCAAAAAUCUCGCAUUACUAGAAUCUAAUAUUGAUCGUACUGAACAUAAUUUAAAUCAGUUAAGAAAUGUUUCUACUAAUUUCAACCAACAAUAUGGAGAGUUAAGAAGAUCCAUACAACUUAUUGAAGAAGUAAAGGAACAUGUACAAACCAUGCAAAGAUAAAUAUAUAAAUUAAAUUAAUUUUUAGUAGAUGUACAUAUAAAUUUGUGAAUGUAUUUUAUAUAAUGUA